UAUAUUUAUAAUAUUAUAAAUGCUUGCUUCGCACUUAAAGAAAAUUAGAGCUGACAGAGUUCUCUCCACUGCUGCCAAAUCUGCUGCAGUUGAGAAUUUAGCAGGAGAAUGGAAUUUGGAUGAAGAAAAUACUUUAACCAAGGAGUUCCUCUUCCCAACUUAUGAAGGUGCCAAUAAUUUCCUUCUUAGGUUUAAUGACUACUGCUCAAAAAUUAACAGGAAACCUCAAUGGAGAAAUGUGUAUAACACUGUUACUGUCUCUCUCCAAGAUAAUGAGUUUGAUGAUGUUACCACCAAAGAAUUAGAAGUUGCUAGAUACCUUGAUGAAGUAUACGAUGUCACUCUCAACUUUGACGAACUUGUUGAGAACCCUGAAUUCCAUGCUUCAGAAGUAUUAAUUGAUAAGCCAAAGAGAGUACUCCUAUUGGACUACUAAUCAUAUUGAGACAGAGAAUUUUAGAAAAGGAAGGAUCUCCUCUUUAUAAAUGCUUUUAGUCACUCUUUGUCUAAAAUUU
Messenger RNA from Moneuplotes crassus, 515 nucleotides. NCBI's taxonomy places the organism in Eukaryota, Ciliophora, Spirotrichea, Euplotida, Euplotidae. The record is from the annotation of a GenBank genome assembly.